Molecule: messenger RNA, 456 nt
Organism: Acyrthosiphon pisum (pea aphid)
Lineage: Eukaryota; Metazoa; Arthropoda; Insecta; Hemiptera; Aphididae
Exons: 2
Coding region: 16-354 (112 amino acids)
Source: RefSeq, a predicted model, not a curated record
AAUCCAUACGGUUAUAUGCCUCGAAAAAUGCAAAGCAAGACUUCACUGAAGGAUGAAAUCCUUAAAGUGAUGGAUAAUUUGGAAGUCAAAGGAGGAAGUACAGAUGCUGCAAUUGAAAAUGACGGUUCAGGAGUAGAUAAUACAUCACGCACAGAACUGUUCCGACUAGCAUCACUAUAUAACGGCCCUGAACGUAAUCUGGUGAAUUUUCCUAGAAUGGUGAAGUCAGAAGAUCCAUCUAAAACUAGCUAUUUGUCCGUUCUCAAAGAGUCGUUUGAAUUAUUUUACGAAAAGACUGGAAUCACAGGUAAAACGUUAUCCCAUUACCUAGGUGUUGUACAUUUUGCCCUAUAGUAUUUUUGCAUACUCAUAACUUAUUUAAAGCUAAAAUAUUUUGAAAAUCCAACGUACAAACAUUAUAAUAAUAAUAUAUUAACUUUAAGUUAGUUAACAGGU